AUGCUAGUGAUAACUCUGUUUUACCUGGCCACACAGCUUCCUGGAGUUCUAAUGCGAAGCUGUCAAACCACAUUACGGGUACUGGAUUUGUCCGGGAAUGCAUUCGAUCGGUCAGCGCACACGGAAUGGUCCACGUUUUUCAGUGGGACCACGGCACUGGAAUCGCUCCUCCUGGACGGGUGUCACGGAUUAUAUUUCGCUGAGACACUUCGACUGAUCCUGACUGGAUUUGGUCGUCUGAAGCGUCGUCCUACAGCACACAUGCUCCAGCUCCAGUUGAGCAGGCUCACUCUGGGCUCUGUGAUGCACUCAAUGCUGUCCCCGGUGCUUAGAACCGCUAUCGGAUCGGUGAUCACACAUUUGGAUCUAUCCCAGUUCGGCAUUUUUCUCGUCGUAGAUUUUGUGGAGGCCGCUUCCGAAGUGUUUCGAAAUCUCGAGUCCUGUGUCACACUGGAAUCACUUGUUGUGAACGGCCCAUGGCACAAUAUUGAUAACAGACAGCUGGAUAUCAGUGGGAAUCAGGUCGGCUCGGUGGAAAUUGAAAAUGCCACCGAGGAUAGCCCAACUGUGCCACGUAUUCUGACCCGUAUCCUAGCAGCCAGCAAUCAGUUGACCCGUCUGGCUUUUGACAGUAACGAUUUGAGUUUACAGGAAAUAGAGGAUUUAGUUGUGGUGGCCGAGAAUUAUCGCGGUCCGCUAAUCCUUGCCACACCGAUUUGUGACCUCGCACGAGCGAUGGAAGCGGAUUCCGAGAAGUGCAAACAACUGGCGAAGCGCAAGGAUAAGUAA
This is a messenger RNA of Echinostoma caproni, 789 nucleotides long. The record is from the annotation of a GenBank genome assembly. NCBI's taxonomy places the organism in Eukaryota, Metazoa, Platyhelminthes, Trematoda, Plagiorchiida, Echinostomatidae.